Symbiodinium sp. CCMP2592 is the source of this 2058-nucleotide messenger RNA. Lineage: Eukaryota; Dinophyceae; Suessiales; Symbiodiniaceae. The record is from the annotation of a GenBank genome assembly.
AUGAUCAUUGCUGUCGCCGCGCUGUCCUUGGCGAUUCAUGCGCGAGGUGCUGUUGGACAGGAUGCUUGCGAGUUCGGAUUACUUGGGUCUCGCGCGAGUCAGGAGGUCCUGGACCUCUGCGCUUCGGAGCUGCUGGAAGCCUUCGGCCUCGGAAGCGAUCCGAGUGAAGAGAUGGAUGCGGAGCAGCAAACACCCACCUGCUUUGGUAUCAUGCGUGGUCUGGGCUCUCAGUUUGGCUACGCUAACAACACCCGCCGAGUCUGUUGGGAGACUCCAAACAUAAAUUUGACUUCGGUGAGCUGCGAGGUCUUGAACAGCAUUGCUUGGGAAAUGAUGGUGCUCGCCUUGCGGCACCUUGCUCUCUGCAGCGGCUUGUUCGGAGACGUUGCGGAAGAGACUCAUGAGGCCAUGGCGGAUGAGGUUCUCCAGCUUGUGGAGACCCUCCUCUCGAAGGAGCUGGAGCUGCAAGACGCUGCACCUACAGGUUUGCUGAUGGGUGACAAGCUGAGGCACCUCCGCGCGGACUUGGUACAGCCUCUUCAAGCACAAGGCCACACACGUCAAGUCGUGUCCAGAUUGCUGGCCUUCGGCCGCAAAGCAUUUGAACACUCCAACUGGAUGGUCUGGCGAGACACCCACUUCCUCUGGCUUCAAGACUCUCUUCGCGAGGGACGCGUGGUCCACACCGCCUGGGGACCGUCUGAACGGUGGGAGGAACUGGGUGCCAACGACGCCCAUGCUGCGCACUCCCUCGUUGGAGGUAUGUCAAGGGCGCCAGCGUAUGGACUCGUGAACGAGGGCAGCCAGCGUCAGGACAUCCUGCAGAAUCUGCUGAGCCCCGGCCAGCUUGAGAACAGAGGAUGCAUAAGCUUGCUGGAUGGGAAAAAACUUCACCAAAGCCGUGGAGGUGAGCAGAUCCGUGUUGUGGAGAUCGGUGUCUUCAAAGGAAGUUUGUCCAAGUUCCUGCUGGAGAAGCUUCCUUUCGUGACUCUGCUGGGCAUUGACCCAUACAUUGGGACAGAUGGAACGUUUCCUGGGGACUUCUCAGAGACGAUGGAUCCAGACUUUGCUCUCUCACAGGCCGCUUCCAUUUACGAGAACUACAAAGAUCGAGCCCAACUUCUGCCGGUCACAUCCGAUGUAGCAGCCAGGAGCAUUCCUGACGGCAGCAUAGAUGCUAUUUUUGUGGACGGCUGCCACCUCUACGAGUGCGUUGACUCGGACCUGCAGAUCUGGCUACCAAAGCUAUCUGGUGCAGGAGCACUCGUUGCUGGACAUGACUUUUCACCGCAGUGGCCAGGAGUGGUUCGUGCCGUGCAUGAACACCGACGGGACGGACAACGGGUGGCCUACCGGGUCCCGGGAGCACCGAAUGCGGAAUGGGUUGACAUCUACAACCGGCUGUAUCGAGAAAGAAUUAUUUUCAUUGGCAAGGAAAUCGAUGACAAGUUGGCAAACGAGGUCAUCGGAGUUUUGCUGUAUUUGGAUUCCGAGGACAACAACAAGCCCAUAUACUUGUACAUCAACAGCGCGGGCGGAUCUGUGAUUGCUGGCCUGUCCAUCUACGACACUAUGCAGCAUAUCAAGUCCCCUGUGAUCACAAUCAACGUUGGCCUUGCAGCAUCCAUGGCCUCUUUCCUGCUCGCCGCGGGCGAGAAGGGCAAACGCAUUGCGCUGCCUCACAGUCGGAUCAUGAUCCACCAAGCGAUGGGUGGAGCGCAAGGCCAAGCAGAGGACAUCAAGGUCGAAGCACAGCAGAUUCUGCAAAUUCACGAGAACAUCGUGAGGAUGUAUUCCCGGGUGACAGGCAAAGACCAGGACACAAUCAGAGCAGACCUCAUGCGGGACAAUUUCAUGUCGGCAGAGCAGGCAAAAGACUACGGCCUCAUUGAUCAGGUGAUCCAGCUUUCGGAUGCCUCCGACCUGAAGGCCGUAGCGGAGAAAGUCUCCGAAGCCGGUGAAGCUCCGAAGGAAUCUGCGGCUCCGCCAUCCCCACCACCCGAGGUCCCAGACAAGCCGGAGGAUGGGAAUGAGGACGAGGUGAAGACCCUCAUGUGA